This is a messenger RNA of Diorhabda sublineata, 10314 nucleotides long. RefSeq names its product neprilysin-2. Gene Ontology annotation, biological process: protein processing. Lineage: Eukaryota; Metazoa; Arthropoda; Insecta; Coleoptera; Chrysomelidae. Gene Ontology annotation, cellular component: plasma membrane. The coding region runs from base 234 to 2528 and encodes 764 amino acids. Gene Ontology annotation, molecular function: metalloendopeptidase activity. The transcript is spliced from 11 exons. The record is from RefSeq and is a predicted model, not a curated record.
CUAGCGCUUCUGACAGUUUUUACUUCGAAGCGAAGUCGAUUCUUUCUUCCUCAUUCAAACAUCGUGUUUGUUGUCGCUCGUUAAAAUACGCAAUUUCAGAUCUUUGGAGAUAUCGGAAUAUUUUAUUCGCUUCAACUUAAUUCGGAAUGAAUGUUUAGAACGACGCCGAAAGUUAAUUUUAUGGUGAUUUUGUGAUUAUUUUUUUAUUUAUUUAAUCAGUGUAGUGGAUUUUUAUGGAUGAAAUGACGUCCAGUGUCAAACAGACCGUUAUAAAAAAUCCAACAUGGUGGAAAAGACGGACAAGUAUGGAAAGGUGUCUAACCUUAUCAACGGGCAUUGCCUUUCUUGUUGGAAUUUCAUUAGUCAUAGCACUUGCCACGGUAUUAGUUAGUCGAAAUCGAGAAAUUACAAAUAGACCAUAUACAGCAGAACCUUUACAAGGUAAAAUUAUCACCAUCACCUCACCGGAUCAAGUAGAGGAAAAAGUAUGCUUAACUCCGGGUUGUAUCCAUACUGCGUCUAGAGUUUUGGAAUAUAUGGACGAGAACGUCGAUCCGUGUGAUGAUUUCUAUCAAUUUACUUGCGGAAAUUUUAUAAAAAAAACUAUUAUUCCUGAUGAUAAGUCAUCAGUUACUUCCUUCACUAUAAUAGGAGACGAACUUCAAGAGCAACUGAGAACUAUGAUUGAAGAACCUAUUUCAGAAGAGGAACCUAAGCCGUUCAAGCUAACUAAACGAUUAUAUCAAGCGUGUAUGAAUAAAACAUUGAUUGAACAAGAAGGAAUGACGAGGAUAAAUCAAGUUUUGAAAGAAUUGGGAGGUUGGCCCGUCCUAGAAGGUAUUUCAUGGAAUGAAAAUAAUUUUGAUUGGAAAGAAUCGGUGUACAGGUUCCGCAGAAUCGGUUAUGGAGUAGAUUAUUUUAUUGAUUUCUCUGUAGUUGGAGACGUUAAAAAUUCUACCAGACGAAUUAUUGAUUUAGACCAAGCAUCUCUCGGAUUAAGACGGGAAUUUCUAAUCAAAGGAUUAGACGAAAAAAUUGUUAAAGCAUACUACGAUUAUAUGGUCGACUUGGCGGUACUUUUUGGUGCCGAAAGAGAAAGGGCCGCUAAAGAAUUAAAAGCGUCUUUAGAUUUUGAAAUACAAUUAGCGAAGAUUUCUUUGCCAAGCGAAAAACGUCGUAAUAUGACAGCUCUGUACAAUCCAAUGACAAUUCAACAGCUUCAAAAAAAAUUUAAUAGCAUACCUUGGGUAGAAUAUAUAAAUAACCUUUUAAGUCCUGAUACUAGAGUAGAUUCCAGUGAAAUUGUUGUUGUGAAUGUUCCAUCGUAUUUGAAAGCAUUCGAAACGUUGAUCAGCAAAACACCCAAACGCGUACAAGCAAAUUAUGUCAUGUGGAGAGCUGCUUCUAAUUCGGUAUCGUAUUUAACAGAUAGACUGAGGAAACGGCAGUUAGAAUAUACUUCAGUUAUUACGGGUAAAACGGAAAGAGAACCUAGGUGGAAGGAGUGUAUUGAUAUUGCAGCUGGAAGUUUGUCAAUUGCGUCAGGUGCACUUUACGUUAGAAAAUAUUUCAACGAAGAAGCUAGACAAAAUGCAUUAGAAAUGGUUAAAGAUAUUAGAACGGAAUUUGAACAUAUAUUGAAGGUAGUCGAUUGGAUGGACGAAGAAACACGAACCAAUGCGUUGGAGAAAGCGAAAUCUAUGACAACACAUAUCGCUUACCCGGACGAACUACUAGACGACGAAAAAUUGAAAGAAUUUUAUGAUGGCUUAGAAAUCGACUCAAAACAUUAUUUUGGUUCAGUAUUGAACCUCACUCUUUUUGGUACCAGAUUUUCGUUUAAGAGAUUGAGACAACCCGUAAACAAAACCGAUUGGAUUACUCAUGGUAGACCUGCUGUUGUUAACGCUUUUUAUUCGUCCAUAGAAAAUAGUAUUCAAUUCCCAGCUGGUAUACUCCAAGGUGUCUUUUUCAAUUCGGAACGUCCGAGGUACAUGAAUUACGGCGCCAUAGGCUUCGUUAUCGGUCAUGAAAUAACGCACGGAUUCGACGAUCAAGGCAGACAGUUCGACAAAAACGGUAAUUUGGUCGAUUGGUGGCAAGAAACUACCAAAGAACGUUUCGAUGAAAAAGCCCAGUGUAUCAUAGAUCAAUACGCUAAUUACACCGUUCCAGAGCUCAAUCUUCAGUUGAAUGGCAUUAACACGCAAGGCGAAAACAUAGCUGAUAAUGGUGGCAUCAAAGAAGCAUAUUUAGCUUACAACACCUGGGUAUCACGUAACGGGGAAGAGCAUUUUUUGCCUGGUCUCAAAUAUACAGGUAGACAAAUGCUCUGGAUAUCGGCAGCUAGUAUUUGGUGCUCGCGAACCAGAAAAGAAGAAUUAGAACAAUUAAUUAUUACAGAUGAACACGUACCUGAUAAAUUCAGAGUAAAUGGACCUCUAGCUAAUAUGGAAUAUUUUGCUAAAGAUUUUAAUUGUCCUUUAGGAUCUCCUAUGAAUCCUGUAAACAAAUGUCAAGUGUGGUAGCUUUUUUAUCGAUGUCCUUUAUUAGGAUGUUGAUUUGUAUUUAAGUUUUUUUAAGUCUAUUUGCUCUGUAUUUUGGCAACAACGCACAACCGUCUAUGUAAAUCCUUAAUAUUUUUGUAGAAUCACCUGUUGGAACAUUAUUAUAAAUAAAAUGUUAUUAUUCAUUGUUAAUCGGUAAGGGAGGGAGCAUCGUGUUUUUUUUGAUUGAUAACAAAACAUUCGAUUUCAAUCCACUCAGUAGAAUGUUAAUUUAACAGUUAAUUAUUUUCAACUGUUGCAUAACAAAUAUCAAUUAUUACAGUAAUUAGGGAAGAGUGGUUCAAAGAGAAACUUUACUAAGGGGCGUCCAUAAAUCUCGUGAUGGAUUUUGAAGCAUUUUUGAACCCCCUACCCCCUCACGUGAUUGAGCAGGAUGAAAUAUUGAAUUUAUUUCAAUUUCUUAUUCAUCAUCUUCAACCCAUGUAGAUUGCAUGUUAUUUUCAAUGGUAACUAAUGGUGCAACGCAUUCAUCUGCACUCGUGGUCUCGAACGUUUUUUUCAAGGUCACAUUCUAUAUCGUUAUUUUCUUCGUUAAUAGUUGGAGUCUUACUUUGAGUUGAUUAUUUCACAAUGUGAAUGCGCUGAUGUACCUUAACCGCUUUUUUAGAACAAAAGUAAAUUCCACAGUAUUUACAUGUUCUCUCUGUGACUUUACUGUUGGACAAUAGUAGUCAUAUGGCAAUUUUUCAAUAUUUUGCCAAUAUUUUCCAUGUGAAGGCUAUUCAUUAAUAAAAAUUCUGCAAACAAUUUACCAUCGUCUUCUUGCUUGUUUGGUACUUUUAAACCUUCUUUGCUCUGAUCAAUUGGUAUGGGCGCCCGUAAAAAACUACAUUUAACCAAGAACUUCGCAUCUUAGAACAGCUAUCAACUACACAUACUGUCCGAUGACAACUUGUAUAUGAGAGAGCUGAACAUCGAUAGCCAGUGCACUAGACGUGCAAGUUUGAGCCUGCACGGAACUCGACUCGCAGUUGGCAGCCUUACCGUUUCAAAUAUACGAGAUAUUUUUCUGAAACAGUUGGCUUUCACGACCUUCAAUUAUAUUCUAUAAUAAUGUUGUUUCUAUCGUUAAACUUAUUAUAUAAAAUUAUUUAAAAAAAUAUUCAUUAGCAAGUAAUGCAGUAAAAUUUUCAGUAUUUAUUUUUUAGUAGACAGAAAUCUGAUUCUGCAACGUUUUGAAAUUCUUCUAUUUGAACAAAAAUAUUGAAAAUAUAAUAAUAUGACGAGAUUAGUUUGCUAAUCACCCCGUCUCUCAUGUGAUCGACCAGGAUGUUUGUAUGCAACCCCCUCCCUCACAGCCAUCAUGAGAUUUAUGGACGGCCCCUAAGUUAUGUCAAUAAUUUCACAUCAUUUACUUAAAGAGUAAAUUCCAUAUCAGUGAAUAUUAUUCUACCUCAUAGAAUUCAACAAAUAUUUCUGCAGUAAGUGGCAAAAUGUUUUAGUGUGUGGACCACAAUAAAGCAGCAAUUAUUGUACUUACAAGUUUACUUCAAAUUAUUUGUUCUGCCUUCUUGUUUUCAAACAAUUGAGAGUUUGAGAGGAUGAAAACAGUAUAUAUGUUUAGAUGAUAAAAUUGGUUAAACCUAUCUUUUCAUCAGCCCUUUGAAAUCUCAUUAUUGGUUCGUUCAUGCUUUCGUCAAAGCUGGAUUUUUCCCUCAACUCUUAGUUUUACUUGCUUCUCGAUUGUAUGGAGUAAAACAUUUUCCGCGGUUUCUCUUAUCCACGUUUUCAGCAUCCGCUUCUAGAAAAGUUCUUAAUUUGAGGUAACAAACCACAACCAGUGGCGGUUUUACAAAUUUACCGCCACUACUGACGUCUGAAAUUUGAAAUCUCAGGUCUCAAUUAGAGGCAAUGAAGAGACGUUAAAGUAUUUAGUAUAAUAUACUGCAUAUAUAUUUUCAAUUUUUAUUCAAUAACUCUUGAACGGUUAUCGGAAACGUUUAUAGAUAUUUUCUGCGCAAUCUCCGGCUAUUUGUAACAGUACUUGCUAUCAACCAAGUAUAGAAAACGGAUUCACAAACGAUACCCAAGUCGGUUGGGACGUAAUCUCUAUUGCGCAGAAUCGUCACCGUACCAUGAACGGUUUUUUGAGGGAUUGGAACGACCCUAAUUGGUUUGUUCCAACCUGCUAAUCGAAACCGUUCUUGGAAGCUUUUAAAUUAUAUUUUCUGCGCAAUCACCGGCUAUGCACGAUUAUUGUAACAGUACUUGCUAUCAACCAAGUAAAACGGUAACCGCCCGGUUGGUACACGUAAUCUCUAUUGCGCAGAAUCGUCACCGUACCAAGGACGAUUUUUUGAUGGGUUGGAACGAACCUAAUAUCUCGAUUUAAAGUAGCAGCUUUCUUCUCAUUAUUUGUAUGAUUACAAACUGAAAAUAACUGAUGAGUUCAUCAGUCACGGUGCUAGUAAUGAAUGUUUACAAACCCUUCCACUCGGUUCAGUGAGAAGAAGCUAUAACACAUCUGCGUGACAAACACAAUCAGCUUCUUAAAAACCAGUAGCUACGGUAUCAAAUAGUUUUCGACCGAAAAUAUUUACGAAACCAGCGCUGGUUGCUAGUUAAUAGUAUAAACAGAGAUUUUAAAAAAUAGUUACAUUAAGUAAUUUACUAUAAAAAAACAUUUCAUUAUAGUAAAACCAUUGUUUGUUAUAGGUAUUCACAUACCUUUUUGGAUGUUAUUGUCCAUUUUUGUACUCAAACUUUUCUGCUAUUAGUCGGUACGUUUUAGUAACUACAUAGCAGGGUUUAUACAUUUUUAAUGGUUUCCCUUUUAAAGGAUCUAAUUUAAUAGAAAACCCUAUAAAAAUAUUUGUAAUUAAUUAUUAUAUACUACUUACAGUAGUACUGAAAAACAAUGAGGUAUGAUUUCAAAUAAACAAUUUCAAUUAGAAUGUAUAUCUUUAUAAUAUGAAAUUUUGAGCAAGGUGAUAUAUUAUGAUGUAAAUUAAUUAGAAAACAGACUGAGACGUCUAAAGAAAGGUACAUUUUGUGUCGCUAAUUACUUAUUUCUAAAAGUUAAACGGAGUAAUGGUUAGACAAAUUUGCUCUUUCCAUCAGUAACUUAAUUACUUAUAAAUAAUUAUUUAUCAUGUCACUUUCAGUCCUUGUUAUACAAAUAGCUAUUUCGUUAUCUCCACAUACUUUUCAGAAUGUCUGACUAAAGCUUCUUUGCCACUAUAAAGAUAUAAUGCUUCUUUAGAUUCAAAAUGUUGGUACACCGGACGGAGCCAGAUCAGAGCUAUGUAGUGGAUAUACAUCUAGACGGAUUAUUCUACGUUUGUUUUCGAUAAUUUUUGCCACUCUAUGAAAUCUCUUUUGGAUGCCAAAUCAUAAGAAUAAAGCACUUUCUUUCUUGGUCCUCACGGUUCUAAAAAUUGCGCAGAGCAUUCUACUCCACGCUGCUUUUCCAUUGUGCUGAGAAUUCGAGCACUACUUUUUAUCAUAUUUGAGGGCUCAUGUAGAUUCUAUAGGACACUUGUUUUGGAAAUUCUGGUUUAUACUGCAAUUACUUAUAUUUAGGUGCCAGCAAAAAACUUGUAGACCAAGAGCCAGUGACCAAUUUCACCAGCCACGAAAUUUUCUACAGUAAAUCCUCCGAGUCUGAAGUAUUAUAUAAUUAAGUAGGCAAAUCAACACACGAUAAUCGUCUUUACACGAGUAUCUUAUCAAUCUUUAACAAAAAAAAUUUUUUUUCAAUACUUCAUUAUAAUAUAUUUAUUCUAAUAGCAAGAUCGAAGCACGAGUAAAACUGAACUGCACUCCAAAAAUGUUCGUAAACGACUACUGAGGUGUUGAAUUGUAAGCAACAUCCAAACCGUUGGAGGAUUCCUACUUUUUAUUCAUACCUGUGUUAGGACUUUCGAAAUGUGAAAUGUUACGCGUUUUAAUAUGUUCCCGUAGUAUCCUUGACAAAGACCUAGAUAAUAUCUGCGUCAAAGGUAAAGAAAAAUCUUUCAAAAGUCAAGUUUCAACAAGAUUAAGAAAAAUCAAUUGCAUUAUGUAUCAUUUUGGAUAUACGUCUAAUGAAGACCACAUAUGCCCAAUAAGCGCUUUCACUCUAACUAAAAUAAAUCUUAUUUCUCACCCUCCUUGUAAUUUUAGGGUAGUCUACCCCGGCCACACAGGGCUGCCAGAAGUGGCUUGUCAUUUUCAAUAUGUAUAGAGGAUUUACUGUCGAAAGUUUCGUAACUUUUGAAAUGACCACCUAAAACUUGUCACUGGCUCUUCCUCUAUUAAACCAAUUUUUAACUGUCGAAAAUGAUGGACACUAGUUACCGUAACCCGCCUCCAUUCUGUUUUUCAAUCACAAAUUUUAUAACAGCAUGAAACUCAAUUUGUGAAUUUUGAUAAAAUUUAUCGACGCAACAAUUUGAAAGUUUGUAUAAUGCUUGUUGAGACUUAAAUAUCUUUGCGAACGCUCUCUAUUUACUAUUCGAGGCCAAGAACUCACGGACCGCACUUUUGUAUAAUAUAGUAAAAAAAAGACAAAUCGGCUAUUUUACAGAUUUAGAUCUCUAGAUGGAUAAAUAGAAAUCUAGUUAAAAAGCUAACGCAAUACAAAAUUUAACAUUGGUGGUGUAUUGGUGAUUGUGGUUCUGAUCUAUAUACAAAUUAUUGAUUCCAUAAUCAUCCUGUGUAAUAUUUUAUGUACAAUACUUUGAUCAACCUAUUUUUGUAAUUGAAAAUAUACAUUUCUAUACAUUAGAAGCCUCAAUUAUGAAUAUUAACAUGUUCCAAUGUAAUUAUAAUUGAUUAAAUAAUUAUCAUAUCAUUGUUAAAAACCGGUUUGUUUAAAGAAAGAAUUUAAAAACAUCCUUUAUAACUUACCAAUAGUUUCUAUAUAAUUUAAUCGGUUUUGUGUUACUACCGCUGUCAGGAUGAGGUGUCCUUGUGUUUUGUUUUAUCGUUGUUAUUGAAACCACAUCACCAAUGAAAUCAUAAAAAUUUUUUACUGGCGUAUGGCGACCCAUCAAAACGAUCAAAAGAUAUAACUUACAGUAUGAAUUGCCUUUCUUUUAAUGGAACAGUUAGUUUACUGAAUUAAUUUAUGGCAUAAAUCGCUAUUUAGAAUUACAAAAUGUAAUUGUAAUGCUACGUUUACUCGCUUGACGAAGCUUGGCAAAUGUACACAAACCCCAAGUCUUCAUAAACGCUUGGAUAGCUAUAGCGUUAGUGUGUUUAGGACAAUCAACUUUGAAGUAGUGUUAGCUAAUACGUUUGGUUCGACACAUUUAACAACAAAGGAAACGAAAAUGUCGACAGUGAAGAUGGUGGAUGUUAAAAAGUCAGGCAAGAGCUCGUAAGCGACAAUAAAAACGAACCAACUUGUAAAUAAUUAGUGAGUGAAUGCUACACAAGCUUCUUUUGAUCUGUGUUCUAAAACCGAUACCAGCUUAAAUCGGCGGCAAGCUCAUGUAAGCUAAGCCGAACACCCCGUUUACAUGCUUGUGUUCGUGGACACUUGCCAAGGCUUGCCAAGAAUUUAAAAGUAACAUAAUUGAUUAUGAAAAUCAUGUAAAACACUUUUUUAUAGUAAAUCUAAUUUAAAACUUAUUUCCUUCGUUUUUUCUUACCAAAUAAUUUUUACUUCAAGAUAUACAAUCAACAGGUGAGGAAUUCAUGUGUAUUUAUUAUACUUGCAUGUUUUGUUGUUGACAACGUAUAUUAACGAUAAUUUUGUGUGUCACUUUUCACAAAAAGUUGUCUUAAACUAGCUAAUACUUCAUACCAUAUAGGAGAAAUGGCUUCCAUUACGUAAUUUAACAUGUAUAACCUUUUUCUUUAAUACAGAAAUGUCUGUUUACAUAUGGAGCGCGAUAAACAUGAAAUUUGUGUAUUGUUAAGAAAUUAUUGGAAACAAAAGUUUAAGGCAGUCAUAGCUGCUAGGAAAAUAUGUGAAACUGAAGGGGAAGGCAUAAUUAAUAAGUGUACGGCACAUCAUUGGUUGAAUCGUUUCGAUAGUGGAGAUUUGACGCUUGAAGAUCAUUUGCGCUCAAAUGCAUGGAAUAUAGAGGUUAAAAGUAUGGUAGUAGAAAACUAAUCUAGUAACUGCACUAAGCUGACUAUCGGAAUCCCUUGGAUCUUCUAAAAAUACCUUAAAAUCUAUAAGUAGGAUCUAUGAAAGUGCUCGAAUAGUACCUGAAGAAUUAACCGAGAUUCAACUGAAACGUCUAAAUAACCCCAAUAUGGAAAAUUAGUUGUUAUAUAGAAAAAAAUUAUCAGAACCCGUUGUAAAGAGAGUUUGAAUCGAUCGGAAAGCCUUCAAUGUGUAGAAUCAACCUUCAAUACUAACGAAGUAUAAAGCAUCUUUUAAACCAUCACCCAAUAGUCCAAAACUUUCAUGACAUCUAUCAAACUCUCAUUGUAUGUAUUUAAAUAUUGGGAUAUCAUAUACACUGCGACCCAAAAGAUUUAUUGUGUCCCGCUUUCUUACUGCUUUACUGGAGAACCCAGUGUUUACAGCUGAUCUGUUAAUCCAACUCCUUUUAAAAAGUUUAGAAAGUGGGAUGACUCUAAUUGCCUUCCAGGUCUAGUGCUUUGGAGUUUCGUAGUGUUCCGAGAGAAUGUGGAUAAAGGUUUCGUCCUCUGUGUAACAAAAUCUUCACGCCGCAUUAUCUGCUAAGUCUAGCAUCUUCAGGUGUUUGUUGAGGCUAUUGUGUCCCAAUACGACUUGCUCUUGCGUGACGGUUCGUUUGUAGUUAUCACUGGUUAUGUCUAUGGACAAUAGAAUUGAAACUAAUUGCUAUUUAUUAAUAAAUAUAAGUAGCAAAAACAAUUUUAGCUUAUGUGGCAUGAAUAGUAUAAUCAUUCACUAUGUUUACUGAGCUAAAACUUCGUUCACAAGAAACGGGACCUUUUGCAGAUCCAACCAUUAUUAUUAAACGACAUAGAAAUGCAACAACUCCACAACUUGAAAACCAAAUUUUUCAAACGAACAUGCAACAGUUGAGGUGAUCAAAAUUAGGUGCAAUACGAUUUCAAUACUCGGCCUCACAUUACCUCUAAAAUUAACUCCCAGUCUUUUUAAAGAAUGUACCUCUCAUAAUAAGAUGCGUUUGUGGUUCAUGCUUGAUGGUGCUGGUUGGAGCAAUCGAGGACGUUUUAACAUAAAGUUUCACCACAAGUGGUUUCCAAGGUUUCUUGGACACCAUUAUCUGGUUUUUUGUAUGUGGGAAUAUUUAAAUCACUCAUUUGAACAAUGUCCAUAUUAAAUUUGGGAAGUCAUUGAAAUCGCAUUAUACGAGGUAGCAUUUCAAGUUUUUCAAUGCAUUUAACAAUUUAUAAAAGGUUAAGUUAACGCUUUUAUUUUAGAUGUAGGUGCACAUUUUGAACAUCUUCUCGGAAACGAAGAAUUUUUUAUUUAUAUUCAUCAAUCACUCAAAAACGAAAAGAAUUUAUCUAAUAAAAUUAAGUAACAUAUUGUUAAAAAAUCCUGUAUUUAGAGUUUUUUGUUGACUUUUGUUAACUCAAUCAAUGGCUGUUUUAGAUUCUAAUGUUAAUUUGGUAGCUCUAGACUAUAAAUAUCAAAAAUAAUUUGAUUUUUUGGGUGGGAUUGAAUCAAACCUUUACUUUUAAAUAAAAAUCCUGUAUUUUACUUGUAGACUGCUCAAAGACGUUUAUAGAUGACGAGAAAGUGAGUUUCGUUUACAAAGCAAAUGCUUGUAGCCUACCUGAAGUCUCUGCACGUAUAAAUGCAUGUUAGCACUUUGGAGUGAAAAGUUUUUUUUGUGUAAUCGCACGUUUA